AGACCGUCUAGGGUUUGCCUUUCAUUUCUCUGUUCGGCUUCGUUGCUGUUCGGCUUCGUUGCUUCGCAGGAGGUGUAGAGAUUGCACGCGUCGCUUCUUCAGUUCCUUCGCGGCUGUUCUCCUUCGACGGCUUUCCCUUCCUGUCGGAUCGGAAGUUACGACAUUUUGAUCGGUAGCAACAACGGGAGCUUGCUGGCUGUGAAGGUAUGGCACAGUGGCUGCUCCAAACCGAACAAUGGCUCCGACAGGUCGAGCAGUGGGUUCGACAGCAGCCAGCUGAACAACUGUACAUAGCCAUUGCUGUUGUGGUCGUAGCAUCAACUUUACUUAUCAUAUUGCAUAGUGUUAACCGUUCCAAGGCUAAUACUAUUAUAAUUGCUGGGUUAAGUGGCUCCGGAAAAACCAUUCUUUUCUAUCAGCUUCGUGAUGGGUCCUCUCAUCAAGGCACUGUUACAUCGAUGGAACCAAAUGAUGGCGUGUUUGUGUUGCAUUCUGAAGUAGAUAAGAAGGACAAAACAAAGCCAGUUCGUAUGGUUGAUGUUCCUGGGCAUUCCCGUCUUAGACCAAAGCUUGAUGAGUUCUUGCCUCAAGCAGCUGGCCUUAUUUUUGUUGUGGAUGCUUUAGAUUUCUUACCAAACGUUCGAGUCGUGGCAGAAUAUCUCUAUGAUAUUCUAACGAAGGCAAGUAUUGUAAAGAAGAAAAUUCCUGUUCUCAUAUUGUGCAACAAAAGUGAUAAGGUGACGGCUCACUCCAAAGAGUUCAUCAGGAAACAACUGGAGAAGGAAAUCGACAAACUUCGGACUUCAAGGACCGCCAUUUCCACUGCUGAUGUCACCAACGAGUACACUCUUGGUGUGCCAGGAGAACUCUUCAGCUUCUCUCAGUGUCAGAAUCAAGUGACAGUGGCUGAAGCCUCUGGCCUCACUGGUGAGGUAUCUCAUGUUGAACAGUUUAUCCGAGAGCAUGUCAAACCCUAAAGGACGAGAAAUUAUUAUGCGCGGAGUCCGGAUACGUCCGGACUCCAAUAAAAAUGUGACACCUGUCUUUGUACACAGUGUGUACAACUGUGCACACUAUGCAAAUUAUAUACAUAGUGUGUACAAACUUAUGUAUAUAAUAUACACACUAUGCACAAAUUUGUACGUAGUGUGUAUAAGGACAUAUGUCGUGUUUUUAUUGGAGUUUGGACGUAACUCUACGUCCAGACUCCGCACGUAAUAAUUUAAACUUUGUUUAUCUAUUACAUUGCAUAUGUCCAUGGCCUGAGCUUUUCUUUCGUUGUGAUGGAUUAAUGAUGAUGCUUUUAAGCAACUGGCUGUAUUUUUUUGUUAUUUGAAACAAUAUAAAACCAUCCAUUCUACCUAGUUGGCUUACAAUUUGUGUCCAAGCUAACUGGGUCGGCAUUGGUGGCUCUAUUUAUUUGAUUCUACGAAGUUUUGCAGAUUUAAUCUGGUUUGAGAAGAA
Messenger RNA from Dendrobium catenatum, 1464 nucleotides. Its product is annotated as signal recognition particle receptor subunit beta-like. The coding region runs from base 207 to 977 and encodes 256 amino acids. The transcript is spliced from 7 exons. NCBI's taxonomy places the organism in Eukaryota, Viridiplantae, Streptophyta, Magnoliopsida, Asparagales, Orchidaceae. Gene Ontology annotation, biological process: protein targeting to ER. The record is from RefSeq and is a predicted model, not a curated record. Gene Ontology annotation, cellular component: signal recognition particle receptor complex.